AUGACCAUUAGCUCCUGCUUUCGACAGAAACAACGGACUAUGGGUAUAGAACUUGAUGAUAGAAGGUUGAGGCAUUUAAAAAAGUGGCUAGACCGGGCUUUAGAUCCGCCUACGACAGACGAGAGCGUCACAGCCCUUGUGAAGGACUAUGUACUACAGGUACUACUAGAGUGCGACAUCGCAGCUGUGAAGGGCCGAAAGAACGAGUUCUGCGAGCAGAUGAGCCAGUACCUGGCAGGUAUGGUGAAGGACCACAGCUGUCUAGAUGGGUUGUUUUAUCAGCUAGUGGACUUAGGCGAGCCUCCCGCGGGGAAUAGUUGCGGGCGACAGCUGCGUGUCCUGAAAAUCCCAGCGGACCGGCUUCGCUGGGAAACCUUGCGUGCGGAGUUUGCGCCUUUUGGAGCGGUCACCAGGGCGAGGAUUGAUUACGUGCAUCGUGAGGCAUUCUUGGAGUAUGCGGAUGCGGCCAGCGUCGUCCGAUGUUGUUCGGUCCGGAAGGCUUUCUUGGGGAACCGGUUCGUUGAGGUGCAGCCUGCUCGCGAGGCGUGGGAAUCACUAAGCGGUGUCGACGUCUGGCCGCCGGAUCACGAAACAACUGUGCCCGAGCAUGGAUCAUCUGGGGUGCCUCCGCGAACUGGUGUUGUCUUGGAUCGUGGACGUGCGCCUCGCCUGUCAUCUUCAGAGCCCUCCAGUCAGCGUAUCAGUUUUGCAUUGCUUCGACAGAAAGAAGCUCUCCUAGAAAAGUACCAAGUUAAGUUAUCACAGCUGGUGUCUACUCUUAAGGCCGGUACUUCUCAAGAGGACGCAACCUAUGCCCGGGUCAGGCUUGGGGACUUGAGAACGGAAAUGCAAAAGUUGCACAUUACCCCCAGUGACCUGUUGGAAGAAAAGUUCAGACUGUUGGCUCUUCACGAGCCUUGUAAAGCCAUAAGUAUUACGCUUCUUCCUUAUUCUAGUAAUCGUAAACCUCCCGGGAUACGUCCUACUCUAGUAUCACGGCGUAGGCCAGCAAUGGUGUCAUCACGGGCACGGAAGGGAUAUUGUGUGACCAAAGGAUAUAAACACAGGAAAUCUGUAAUCCCCAGCUCGAAUCUCCUCAAGAGGUCCCGCUCUUAG
This is a messenger RNA of Eremothecium gossypii ATCC 10895, 1116 nucleotides long. RefSeq names its product ACL133Wp. The record is from RefSeq and is marked provisional. The transcript has a single exon. The coding region runs from base 1 to 1116 and encodes 371 amino acids. NCBI's taxonomy places the organism in Eukaryota, Fungi, Ascomycota, Saccharomycetes, Saccharomycetales, Saccharomycetaceae. Gene Ontology annotation, molecular function: RNA binding.